CUUGAUGACGACAGAUUGAAGCGCGGCGGCUGAAUGGCGGCUUCCAGUCCUAGGGCUGUGGUAAUAAAGGUUCCACAGUGAUUUCCUAACACAACCAUUUUUGACUUUCCAAGAAAAGUUACUAUGGCAUUCCCUCAUUUACAACAGCCUAGCUCCCUACUGGCCGACUCUAUAAAUAAACCCUUUGCACAGAGGUGCCAAGACUUGGUAAAAGUCAUUGAGGAUUUUCCAGCAAAGGAGCUGCACAGCAUCUUCCCGUUGCUGGUAGAGAGCAUCUUCGGCAGUUUGGAUGGUGUCCUCGUUGGCUGGAACCUCCGGUGCCUACAGGGCCGUGUGAACCCGGUGGAGUACAGCAUUGUAAUGGAAUUCUUAGAUCCUGGUGGCCCAAUGAUGAAGUUGGUGUAUAAACUUCAAGCUGAAGACUAUAAGUUUGAUUUUCCUGUCUCUUACUUACCUGGCCCUGUGAAGGCAUCCAUCCAGGAGCACAUCCUCCCUGACAGCCCUCUGUACCACAAUAAGGUCCAGUUUCCCCCCACUGGGGGCCUUGGCCUGAACUUGGCCCUCAAUCCAUUUGAAUAUUACAUAUUCUUCUUUGCCUUGAGCCUCAUCACUCAGAAGCCACUGCCCGUGUCCCUCCGUAUCCGUACUUCAGAUUGUGCCUAUUUCACCCUGGUGGACAGAUACCUGUCAUGGUUUCUGCCCACCGAAGGCAGUGUGCCCCCUCCACUCUCCUCCAGUCCUGGUGGGACAAGCCCAUCACCAGCUCCCAGGACUCCAGCCAUGCCCUUUGCAUCCUAUGGCCUUCACCAUACCAGCCUCCUGAAGCGACAUAUCUCUCAUCAGACAUCUGUGAAUGCAGAUCCCACCUCUCAGGAGAUCUGGAGGUCAGAAACUCUUCUCCAGGUUUUUGUUGAAAUGUGGCUUCACCAUUAUUCCUUGGAGAUGUACCAGAAAAUGCAGUCCCCUCAUGCUAAGCUGGAGGUUCUGCACUACCGACUCAGUGUCUCCAGCGCCCUCCACAGCCCUGCCCAACCCAGCCUCCAGGCCCUCCACGCCUACCAAGAGUCAUUCACACCCUCUGAGGAGCAUGUGCUAGUGGUACGCUUGUUGCUGAAGCACCUGCAUGCAUUUGCCAACAGCCUAAAGCCUGAGCAGGUCUCGCCCUCUGCCCACUCUCAUGCCACCAGCCCCUUGGAGGAGUUUAAACGGGCUGCUGUCCCAAGAUUUGUCCAGCAGAAGCUCUACCUCUUCCUGCAGCACUGUUUUGGCCACUGGCCUUUGGACGCAUCCUUCAGAGCUGUUCUGGAAAUGUGGCUGAGCUACCUGCAGCCGUGGAGGUACGCAUCUGAGAAGCAGGUUCAGAGCAGUGACUCCCAGCCCCGGUGUGUGUCAGAGAAAUGGGCACCCUUUGUCCAGGAGAACCUGCUGGUGUACACCAAGCUCUUCGUGGGUUUUCUGAACCGCGCACUCCGCACAGACCUGGUCAGCCCCAAAAAUGCACUCAUGGUGUUCCGAGUGGCCAAAGUGUUUGCCCAGCCGAACCUGGCUGAAAUGAUCCAAAAAGGUGAGCAGCUAUUCCUGGAGCCAGAACUCGUCAUCCCCCAUCGCCAGCACCGGCUCUUCACAGCUCCUACUGUCACUGGCAGUUUCUUGUCACCAUGGCCACCAGCUGUUACUGAUGCCUCAUUUAAGGUGAAGAGCCAUGUCUACAGCCUGGAGGGCCAGGACUGCAAGUACACCCCGAUGUUUGGGCCUGAAGUCCGGACCCUAGUGUUACGCCUUGCUCAGCUCAUCACACAGGCCAAGCAGACUGCCAGGUCCAUCUCUGACCAGUGUGUGGAGAGCCCCUCUGGCCGGUCCUUCCUGUCAUGGUUGGGCUUCUCCCCCACGGACCCAAACAGCUGCUACCCAGCCAAUGACCUGGACGAGAUGGGCCAGGACAGUAUUCGCAAGACAGAUGAGUACCUAGAGAAGGCCCUGGAGUACCUACGCCAGAUAUUCCGACUUAGUGAAGCCCAGCUUGCCCAGUUCACACUUGCCCUAGGAACCAUUCAGGAUGAAAAUGGGAAGAAGCAGCUCCCCGACUGCAUCGUGGGGGAGGAUGGACUCAUCCUCACACCCCUGGGCCGCUACCAAAUCAUCAAUGGGCUACGGAGGUUUGAAAUUGAGUAUCAAGGGGACUCAGAGCUGCAGCCCAUUCGGAGCUAUGAGAACGCCAGCCUGGUCCGAGCACUUUUCCGGCUGUCAUCUGCCAUCAAUCGCAGAUUCGCAGGUCAGAUGGUUGCUCUCUGUUCCCGGGAUGACUUCCUUGGCAGCUUCUGUCGCUACCACCUCAUUGAGCCUGCUCUGGCCAACAGGCACCUGCUGAGCCCUGUGGGGCGGAGACAGGCAGUCAACCAGGCCCGAGGCCCUAGGCUCAGCUUGCGCUUUCUGGGCAGCUACCGGACACUGCUCUCAUUCUUGCUGGCCUUUGUCAUGGGCUCUCUGUUGUGCAUCAGGCCCCUGCCCUGCACUCUGCUGCUUGUCCUGGGCUACCUCCUCUAUGCCAUGGCCAUGACACUGCUGACAGAACGAGGGAAACUUCACCAACCCUGAUAGCCAUUGUCUUCAAAGCAAGCUGCUGGGAUUUGUUGCACUGUGCCUGGGGCCCUGGCAGGCUGCUUCCCAGUCAGAGUGCAGUCAUUUGGAUUUCUAAGUACUGUUUUUCUGCAACCAUAGAAUCAUCCAGAAGACACUGAAAUGAGAGGGGAGACUGCCAAGAAAGGGGCAGGGUCAAAUGACUCUUGAGUCAAACUGACAACCAGAGCUGCCUGAAGCCAUUCAUUGUGUCAGCUCUAUUUGCAGCUGAGCUAGUCUUGGAGACUUCUGCAACCAUUUGAAGAUUUUGCCAUGUAAAACUCAGGCUCUUGUGUCCACAGCAGCUGCAGGCCUGGGCUCUUCACUGUGGUUGUUCUUGAAGUGGGCAGUGUAGGUUGUGACAUCUUCCCUUGAGAUUCCCAGCAGUUUAGCUUCCCUUCCAGGCAAGAAUCAGUUUCUGAAAGAAAUUCCUGAGAAAACCAGAGAAUGGCUCUGCUGACUCAUUUUGAAGUGAAGGUUUGCUAUCACAGUGAAGGAACGAUGGUUCUCUUACAUUCUCCCAGUGAGCCCAAAGCUGGGCACUGGGGUGCCACUUUUGAAUUCCAUGGAGACCCUCCCAGAGCACAGCAUCCUACUUUACCUCUGGCCCCCAGGCCUCUGCAGUCCUGCACCAUGAGCAGGCACUGGUGGUCAGCAGGCAGAGGGCUGUAGUGGUUCUACAAGCUUCUGUCUGCAACCAAAGAUGGGCAAAAGCAAUGUUUGCUCCUCCAUAAACAAGUACUGAGAGACAGUGACACUUUUGGACAACCUGGUGUAUGACAGCUAUACCUUGAUUUUUAAAAAUAAAUCACCGUCACCCUGGUUCAUCCUGCAGUGUACCAUCACAACAGUGUCUUGGGGAUUUUAAACUAAGCCUUUGUUUUCAGUGUAUGGGGGAUUUUUUCUUUUUAAAAAAAAAGCAGCAUGGGAUAUAGCUCAG
Molecule: messenger RNA, 3556 nt
Organism: Octodon degus (degu)
Lineage: Eukaryota; Metazoa; Chordata; Mammalia; Rodentia; Octodontidae
Gene: Smpd4
Product: sphingomyelin phosphodiesterase 4
Exons: 21
Coding region: 124-2595 (823 amino acids)
Biological process (GO): ceramide biosynthetic process; glycerophospholipid catabolic process; sphingomyelin catabolic process
Molecular function (GO): sphingomyelin phosphodiesterase D activity
Source: RefSeq, a predicted model, not a curated record